AACUUCAUAAGACUUAGAAAAGUAUAAAUUCAUCAUAAGUCUUAAGUGGAAUGGAAUUAAUGCAUAGCUAGAGUCAAUAUUAAUUACGAAUGAAUGAGAGAGUGUUAAUGACUUUUUUGCUACUUGGAAUAAUUAAAUGACUGGUGAUAAUAAUGCCAUUAAGUUUACUUUCACUUGACUUGGAUAUUUAUCUAUAUGUGUAAUAAUUAUGGUCAUGAGAGGACUUACUUUUUUUUCUCAAUAUUUUCUAAAAUAUUAUUGAUUUUUUUAUAAAUGAAUAAGUUAAGUAUAAAUACAAUACUCUUCAUCUCAACUUAACCACCCAUUUUUUAGAAACUAAGUGUUAUUAUUCAUAUAAUCUCAUAUACCUAACUAUUUAGCUUCUUUGUUCUUCAUAUUAAAGAAGAUCAAAAACAUGAUUUCGGAGACAAUUCCUGAUGAAGUAUUAGGAACUAUUCUACCAAUUAUAGUGUAUUGGGUAUACUCCGGAAUGUAUUGUCUAUUGGAUUUGUUGGUAGGUAAUAAGUAUAGGCUACACUCAAAGGAAGAGGAGGAUGAAAAGAAUGUGGUACCCAAAGGAGUUGUGAUAAAAGGAGUCCUUAUUCAACAAUUUCUUCAAGCUAUGGUUGCAAUCACAUGUUAUUAUAUGGUUAAUAUAAAUGAUGGAGCAUAUAUUGUAGAGAAAAAGACUACUUCUCUUAUUAAUUUAAUAAGGCAAUUCAUUAGUGCUAUGGUUGUUUUGGAUACUGUCCAAUACUUCAUGCAUAGAUGUAUGCAUCAAAAUAAAUUUUUGUACAAGCACAUUCACUCUCAACAUCAUCAGCUCAUUGUGCCCUACGCUUUCGGAGCUCUAUACAAUCACCCUUUAGAAGGACUUUUCGUUGACACAUUUAGUGGUGCAUUAGCAUUUUUAGUAUCUGGGAUGUCUGCUCGAGCUUCCAUUUUCUUCUACACAUUUGCUACUAUCAAGGGUGUGGAUGAUCAUUGUGGGAUAUGUUUGCCCGGGAAUAUUUUUCACGUCAUUUUUAAAAAUAAUACUGCUUAUCACGACAUACACCAUCAAUUUUACGGAAACAAGUAUAACUUCUCUCAACCUUUCUUUGUUAUGUGGGAUAAAUUGCUCGGAACUUAUAUGCCCUACUCUGUGGAGAAGAGAAUAGAAGGAGGAUUGGAAGUACGACCCGAUGGUAAUUACAAGUCUAUAUGAGUCUAAACACCAUUACUUUGUCUCUCUUUACACAUUCAUGGUGAUAUAAAAUAGUUUUCUCAUUUUAAAAUGUAGUGAAUUAGUAAUAUAACUUUUCUAUUGCUACAUGUGAAGAAGAUUGUUUCUCCUUCAAAUAAUAUUUUAGUAAUAGGGAAUCUAUCAUUUUAGUACCAUAAUGUUUGCAUUAAUAUAAACUUAAUACCCUAUUGUUCAAUAAAUACUAUUUUAGUUUUA
Cannabis sativa is the source of this 1441-nucleotide messenger RNA. RefSeq names its product sphinganine C4-monooxygenase 1. NCBI's taxonomy places the organism in Eukaryota, Viridiplantae, Streptophyta, Magnoliopsida, Rosales, Cannabaceae. The record is from RefSeq and is a predicted model, not a curated record. Gene Ontology annotation, biological process: lipid biosynthetic process. The coding region runs from base 416 to 1207 and encodes 263 amino acids. The transcript has 3 exons. Gene Ontology annotation, molecular function: oxidoreductase activity; iron ion binding.